UCACUCAUCGGCUACGUCUGAUAGAGUGGGCGCGGCCACGUCAAGCUAGUUCUGUAGGCUUUUACGUCACUAAUGUCAGGCGCUGCUUCCGGUGUGCUCGUUGUUGUUCCUGCUGGCUGCUCUUGUUACAGUUGUACGCUACUCUCUUAUUACCCGGCAUUGUACCCGCUGCAGAUCAUGGACUCCCGCUUUAGUCGUGGAAAGUCUUCUAUUUUAGAGCGCUCAUUGGCCAGGCCGAAGACUGAGGUGAGCCUCAGUGCGUUUGCCCUUCUAUUUUCUGAAAUUGUACAGUACUGCCAAAAUCGUGUUUAUUCCGUUUCUGAACUUCAAGCUAAACUGUCUGAGCUUGGCCAACAAGUUGGUUGUCGUAUCCUUGAUCCCCUAGUCAUGAGGGAGAAGAAUGGCAAACGUGAGACUAAAGUGAUAAGUGCCCUCCUUUUCAUAAAGGUUGUUGCAUGGAAAGCUCUUUUUGGAAAAGAAGCGGACAAACUAGAGCAAGCAAAUGACGAUGACAAAACUUACUACAUUAUUGAAAAGGAUCCGCUCAUAAAUGCAUACAUUUCAGUUCCAAAGGAGAACAGUACUCUCAACUGUGCGUCUUUCACGGCUGGCAUUGUGGAGUCUUUGUUGACCUGUAGUGGCUUUCCAGCAAAAGUAACUGCCCAUUGGCACAAGGGGACCACACUCAUGAUCAAAUUUGAUGAGUCUGUCAUUCUUCGGGACAAAGCACUGGAUGGACGCUAAAAGCCUUUAGGUAUUAGAUUGGAAGCAUCCAACCUACAUUUUCUUGUUCUUUUUCUGUUUGCAUCUUAAAUAAAUCUUGUAAAAUAAAAUUUGCUUGGGUUGCUGUAUGGUUAUAGCAAUGUUUUCCACAUACGUCAGCUAUAGAGAGGUUGACUUUAGAGUGUGUAUUUUGCUAUUGCUUUAGAGCAAAUUAAAUUGCUUUAAAUAAACCUGCAUGCUCCUCAAA
This is a messenger RNA of Pseudophryne corroboree (corroboree frog), 970 nucleotides long. RefSeq names its product trafficking protein particle complex subunit 5 (gene TRAPPC5). Gene Ontology annotation, biological process: endoplasmic reticulum to Golgi vesicle-mediated transport. Gene Ontology annotation, cellular component: TRAPPI protein complex; TRAPPIII protein complex; TRAPPII protein complex. The coding region runs from base 73 to 744 and encodes 223 amino acids. The transcript has 2 exons. Lineage: Eukaryota; Metazoa; Chordata; Amphibia; Anura; Myobatrachidae. The record is from RefSeq and is a predicted model, not a curated record.